This is a messenger RNA of Erpetoichthys calabaricus (reedfish), 5023 nucleotides long. It is a transcript of the gene dgcr2, whose product is annotated as DiGeorge syndrome critical region gene 2. NCBI's taxonomy places the organism in Eukaryota, Metazoa, Chordata, Cladistia, Polypteriformes, Polypteridae. The record is from RefSeq and is a predicted model, not a curated record. The transcript is spliced from 11 exons. Gene Ontology annotation, cellular component: membrane. Gene Ontology annotation, molecular function: protein binding. Bases 270 to 2000 code for a protein of 576 amino acids.
UUGUUGUGAGGGGAGGAGGAAGCCAUCUUGUUUUCCCCUUACUCUGGACUAUAUAGAGGAGUCUUGCAAGACGCCUAGAAGAGUGGGGUUCGGGUUUAAAGUUGCAGUCAUUCCUGCAGAGAGCAAGUUAACCUUUACACCAGUAAGAAGAGGACUGGACACGAUUCAGAACUACGGGCCACAGGAGCGGAGGCCUAAACUAAAGCCUGGCAGACCUUUUACGAUGCUUUGAUUUACCUCUUGUGUAGAGUAUGAUGAAUGGAGGAUAAAUGUUGCCCAACGCUGACAGCAGCAGUUUUGUCCUCCUCCUCUCGCUUCUCUUUACUCCGAGCCUGACGGACCCACCACGCGCAGAUCUCCGGUGUAACCAAGACCAGUUUGCCUGCCGCAGUGGUACCAUCCAGUGUAUCCCUUUCUCCUGGAAAUGUGAUGGCUGGCCUACCUGUGAAGAUGAAAGCGAUGAGAUGGACUGUCCUAGUGUAGCAGGCGAUCAGCGAAUUCACCAUGUAAAGGAGGGCACGGACAGCAGACACCCACAUGGCAGGCCUGCGGGGGACGCCACUCGUUUCCAUACUGUCAAUGUGGCUCAGCCAGUACGAUUCAGCCAAAAGUGUCCUACAGGGUGGCAUCACUAUGAGGGGACCGCGAGCUGCUACAGGGUUUAUUUAAACGCCGAGAACUACUGGGAUGCUGUGCAGACUUGUCAGCGAGUCAAUGGGUCUCUGGCCACAUUUGCCACAGAUCAGGAACUGCGGUUCAUUCUUGGAGAGGAGUGGGAUCUGGAGGAAAGAACGUUUGGGCGGAGAGACCAGCGCAGGCUUUGGGUCGGCUAUCUGUAUGUGAUUACAAACCGCAGUCACUCCUUGGAAGGCCGCUGGGAGGUUGCAUAUAAAGGCUCAACGGAGGUCUUUUUUCCACCUGAGAAGGUGCCAAUUUUUGGGACAACUAUGCCAGACCAUGAAAAUGUUUUGUGUGCGCAGCUCCAGUGCUUUCGUUUUCCAACCAUUCGUAACAAUGGCCUCCACAGCUGGUAUGCCGAGUACUGCUAUGAAAAAUCUGCUUUCCUUUGUAAAAGAAGAAACAUCAGCAACCAUGAGGGGAAAAAAGGAAGAGAAAAUAAAAAUUCUUCUUCAGUGAGGGUGAAAAAAAAAUCCAAGCCCAUGCAACACAGCCAGACCUGUGUAGAUAUUAAAGAUAACAUCGUGGAUGAGGGCUACUACUUCACUCCUAAAGGCGAUGAUCCCUGCUUGAGCUGCACGUGUCACAAUGGCGAGCCGGAGAUGUGUGUGGCUGCACUCUGUGAGCGACCCCAGGGAUGCCAACACUACCGGAAGGACCCUAAAGAGUGUUGCAAGUUCACCUGCCUUGACCAAGAUGGCAACAGCCUGUUUGACUCCAUGGCCAGCGGCAUGCGCCUCAUCGUCAGCUGCAUCUCCUCGUUUCUCAUCCUCUCGCUGCUGCUCUUCAUGGUCCACAGACUUCGCCAGCGGCGCCGCGAGAGAAUCGAGUCUCUCAUUGGAGGAAACUUGCAUCACUUUAACUUGGGUCGCAGGAUGCCUGGUUUUGACUACGGUCCUGAUGGGUUUGGCACGGGUUUGACUCCACUGCACCUCUCGGAUGAUGGAGAAGGUGGCGCGUUUCACUUUCAUGAUCCUCCUCCUCCGUAUACAGCCUUCAAAUAUCCAGAUAUUCAGCACCCGGAUGACCCUCCUCCUCCUUACGAGGCUUCUAUCAACCCUGACAGCAUGCUGUGCGUCAGCCCAGGUGGCAACGGUUCACAGGUUCAUCAAAACAUACAGCUGCCACCUCUCCCAUCAGGCAGUCUGUGCCCAGAGAUGGAGGAAACUGCGCCUUUAGAGCAGUCCUCGGAAGAGCAUGAAGACUCGAUUGACAGCAGCACACUCCUCGUGCCCCCCGAUUCACCAAACGAUGAACCCACAGUGACAGAGAGUGCAGUAAUGAGCUGCACCAGUAACUGCUCGCUGAAUACGGUCGUAUAAAACCAGGAGACGGUUUCCUUUGUCGUGUCAAUGGCAUACGCGGAGACGCCUUUUGCACAUUUGCUCUCCGGAGACCAGGAAAAGCACCGGUUGGAACAUCUAAUAUUUUUUUUAAAAGGCUUUAGUUGCAUUUCCAGACUUUUUUUUUUGGUUUCAGUACUACUUCUCCCCUCCCGUCACCUCUUUUUGUGUGUGUUGUGUUUUUUGUUUGCUUUGGCUUUUUUGUCUUGUAAAUACUAUGAAAUCCCUGCCUGUUUCCAGUGAGGAAACAAAGAGUUCUUAAAGACACUGUGGAAAAAAACGGAGCAGCUCUUGUGUCAACUGAGGAAACAAAAACUCUGAAUUUGAACGUGGAGUCUGUGACUGAAAACGCAAGGACCUAACAGUCGAGAGAAGUUGUUUACGUCUGCUUCAUACAUCCCUGUCCUGCUGCGAAGAAAACACACAAGUUAAAGAAGGCUUGAAUACGCCGGUUUUGUUUUUCCGUUUUUCUUUUGCUCUGCGUCCGAUGAACUCCUGUGAAGUCCGGCAGAAAAAAAACAUGAACCCCACCAUGUAAAGACCCUUCCCACCUUACUCUUUGUGUUGCCCAACGUAUGAUUGAUUUCUUCUUAUCCCCGGAUUUUGGAGGAAAAACAAUACACUCUGUACGUGUCGGAAGGUUGCAUUGUGCUGCAGUUUGUUUUUUCAUAAUGGACAGCAGAUCUGUGACUUUUAUCAUAACGGCGUCAUUGACCUCCUGGAUUGAAAUGUGUAGAAUAAAACGAAAGAACGGAACUCCUGGCUGUAAAAGCAUCUGUGAUGGUAACACUGAGCAGGUCGCGUGCUUCUGCUCAGCUCUGUUGUAUUGAACGUGCUCUGUAACAUCUCUGAUUUUUAUCCUGUAUGCAUUUAUUUUUUUCCAGCCCUGGAUUAUUCAAAAGCUACCCUUUUAUUUAUUAUGCAUUACAUUUCUUGUAUGUUAAGUUUGCUAUGUAUUAGUUUUAAUAUGUCACUGAAAAUGGGAGAAAAAAGUUGUAGACUGCAGAAAAUGAAUGCUUGGCAGGCUGGUAGGAGGUUUAAAAACAAACGUAUGUGUUAGUGUUGGGUUUGGAUGCGAUUGCAGUGCCAGUAUCGCUCGCUCUGCUCUGAUUGGCUGGCAGUGCUUUUCUGUGUAAUGUCCGUCUCCCCUGACCGCUGUCGCCUUGGCUCUGCUGUCUGUUUUGAAAUGUGUGCAAAUGUCAACCUGAGUCAAUGGUGAACCCCCCCGGGACGGACAUUUGUACCUGCAGCGGUGUGCACUCCCAGCCGGCCGAAAGAAUUCCAAUUGUGAUCAGUUUGACCUGUGGGGUGUGGGGCUGGACCGACAGUAUGGGGACGUUUUGAUGUAUUACAGUAUGUGUAAAGUUUACAUGGCUUGUCCAGAAACCAGCACUGCUGGCAAAGGGCAGAAAAGAUCAUGGACCCCAAUUUGUGUGUCAAUAUGGCAGAUUUCAGGAUGUGCAAAAAAAGCUCACUGGUUUGUAACAGAAACAGAAAACUGUAAAAUGUGACUGCUUUAAGAUAAGAAUACGUGUGUGUGUGUGUGUGUGUAUGUGUGUGUGCGCGCAUGUCUGCCAGGGCAGCUGACAGAAAGAACGGUACUUUGGUUUGUUUUUGUAUUGUUGUGUGUGUUUUGUCCACUGCCCCCCCCCCCCCCCCCAAACAAUGCUUGUAUUCAAGAGACAUUUUCAAAGCCCAGAGUGGACGGUUUGUUUCCAGGACCAUGAUUCUAGGUGCGGGGCUUUCUGAGGUGAGUCCACUUUUUUUUUGAAUGCAGCAGACCUGUUCUGUUAGUGGUGUGUGUUUUUAUUUUAUUUUUUCCUCUGUUUGUUUUUACAUUUAAUAUCGGGCACAGUACAGUAUUACAUGAAGCUGAGUUAACCUUAAAAGUAGCCACACAAAAAAAGUGAAGUUCUGUAUCAGAAUGCAUUAUUAGUGUGAAUGCAGCAGUGUAUUGGUUUUUAAUUUGUUGAGCACAUGUUUUCAAAUGAACUGCAGUAACAUUCGCCUGUGAAAAUGUCAGCCAACAUCUUGUGUGGACUUUCAUGUAGCAGUUGUGUUCCCUUCAUCUAUGUUGGGUUUGUCUGUCUUCCUGUUCUGGGCUCUGUAUAGACAACUGGAAUGGAAUUAUUUUUAAAAUAUUUGUAAUACAGCAGUGUAUAUAAAUGUGUGCAUUUGUUUAUACUGUAUAUUGUUUUGUUUAUGGUGAGGGGAUUUACUUUAAACUGCAGUGGCUUGUGGGUACUGAGAGGUCCUGCAGUGCUUGAGCCGUGUGACACGACUGUCUGGACUCUCUACGUGUGGACAUUGUGGCUUCAGAAAUACCUGAGCAGGUCAGACGGUGGGGGGCUCGUCACAGCACAGGGAAAUGCAUUUAUCCUAAAGAUACUUUUAUUUUAUGGCGGGUGUUUUGUAUUACAAAUAUUAAUACUGUGUACAGAAGCAGACUGAAGAUUGUCAAAUACUUCUCUCCCUCUUGUAUUGCUAAAUGACAAACGAGACACCUUAUUGAGUACGUGUGUGCAAAAAGGAAAACCAGUGAAGAAUUUGUCUGGCCUGGUGUACGAUGGCGGCGAGAGCCGAGGGUUUUAAUGUUGGGAUUGAUUUCACUUCUCAGAAGUCUUUGGUUCUAGAAUUCAUUUUGUGUCAGUUCUGCAAGAUAGGAUGUGCUGCUACUCUAAUUGCUGAUUAUUUUAUUUCUUUGUAAAUUGUCAUAAUAGUGACUGUACUCACCAUCACGUAACAUCACAGGAAAUAUUUUUACAUUUAUUGUGAUACAAGUUCUUGGCAAUCAUGCUAGUGGGCAAAAAACAAACCAACGCAGUAGUGCACCCCCUUGACGGGACACGUCUGCACUGCUGACGCCGGCCGCUGGGGUGUAAUUAGGGGUGCGAGAGCAAUUGAAAGAGGCACUUUCCAGCCCCUAAGGGGGAAAUGUUUAUCCUAAUGCCAAAUAAACCAAAUUAUGAAGACAAAUUAAUUUUGCAUUUAAUACUUGCUUU